Molecule: messenger RNA, 1072 nt
Organism: Parastagonospora nodorum SN15
Lineage: Eukaryota; Fungi; Ascomycota; Dothideomycetes; Pleosporales; Phaeosphaeriaceae
Exons: 2
Coding region: 80-712 (210 amino acids)
Biological process (GO): mRNA splicing, via spliceosome
Cellular component (GO): spliceosomal complex; U2AF complex
Molecular function (GO): pre-mRNA 3'-splice site binding; metal ion binding
Source: RefSeq, a predicted model, not a curated record
ACACGACCAACAUCCGCCACAGCCACGGCCAUCGUUCCGACUCCUCAAUCACAUACGCGCGAUCACACACACUGCAACCAUGGCCAACUACCUCGCCUCCAUCUUCGGUACGGAGCAGGACAAGGUCAACUGCUCCUUCUACUACAAAAUCGGCGCCUGCCGUCACGGCGACCGCUGCUCGCGCAAACACGUCAAGCCCUCGUACUCGCAGACCAUCCUGUUGCCCAACUUGUACCAAAACCCGGCCUACGACCCCAAGAACAAGAUGAACCCGCAGCAGAUGCAGAUGCACUUUGACGCCUUCUACGAGGACAUUUGGUGCGAACUGUGCCAGUAUGGACUGGUGGAAGAGCUUGUCGUAUGCGACAACAACAAUGACCAUCUCAUCGGCAACGUCUACGUCCGCUUCAAGUAUGAGGAGGACUCGCAAAAGGCCUGCGACGCCUUGAACAGCCGCUGGUAUGCUGGCCGCCCCAUCUACUGCGAACUCUCGCCCGUCACCGAUUUCCGCGAAGCAUGUUGUCGUCUUAAUAGCGGCGAGGGCUGUGUCCGCGGCGGCUUCUGCAACUUUAUCCAUCGCAAGGAACCCUCGGCUGAGCUGGAUCGCGAAUUGGACAUGUGUACGCGCAAGUGGCUGAAGGAGAGAGGCCGUGAUGAGAGGAGUAUGAGCAGGAGUCCGACACCACCAGCGGGCGCGGCGAAGAGGGCCUAAGCGGACUGAAGCGCAAGGCACGUGUGGUGGAAGCCGAAACUCUGGGAAGCGUUGAGAGGGAUGGUAGACACGAGGCAAUGAUUGAGGAUGCGAAGGAAUCAAACACGGCGGUACCGUCCGCAACGAUGGCGACUCGUCGACUUCGCCAUUUCGUGCGUCUUACCAUGCCGGCACUGGAUUCGAAUGGUCCGUGAACGGCACGAUGGAGCUCCGCUCUACAUAAUGGGUGUGAGGCCGAUCAGCGACCAAGCAGGCGUGAGGCGUUCAAUACUAAAGCUCAUAGGUAUAUCUUGUCACUUGGGUAGCGAUUGUCUCGCUGACGAGUUUUCAGGUAGUUUGUCAUAAUGCAUUAUUUGAGGA